Messenger RNA from Aphanomyces invadans, 900 nucleotides. RefSeq lists its product as hypothetical. Gene Ontology annotation, cellular component: vacuolar membrane; proton-transporting V-type ATPase complex. The transcript is spliced from 4 exons. The record is from RefSeq and is a predicted model, not a curated record. Bases 52 to 816 code for a protein of 254 amino acids. Lineage: Eukaryota; Oomycota; Saprolegniomycetes; Saprolegniales; Verrucalvaceae. Gene Ontology annotation, molecular function: proton-transporting ATPase activity, rotational mechanism.
GUGAUUCACUUCGUCGCAAGCACAGGCACAUCUUUGGGCUAUCGGAGAAUCAUGUCGACGGUCCAAGUGCCGCCGACGCGCAUGAACUUGACGACGUACAAGGCGAAGCGUGUUGCAGCGAAGAAAGGGUUUGAGCUGUUGAAGAAGAAGGCGGACGCUUUGAAGAUGCGAUUCCAAGCCAUGUUGCGCGAAAUUCAAAAGACCAAGUUGGCGAUGUCGCAAGAAGCGUCCGAUGCGUUCUUUUCGCUGUCCCAGGCGCAGUAUGCCGCGGGAGACUUUCGACACAAAGUGAUUGAAAGCGUGACGUCAGCCGAGAUUCGCCUGGAAAACCGCAUUGAUAACGUGGCUGGGGUCAAGCUGCCCGUGUUCACGGAGAUCGAGUCAAGCCGAGACAAGGCUGAAAACAUUGGGCUCACGGGCGGUGGGGGCAAGAUUCAGAACUGCCGAGAGAAGUUUCGCGUGUUGCUCAAGGCGUUGGUGAAGCUCGCGUCGCUCCAGACGUCGUUCGUGACGUUGGACGAAGCGCUCAAGGUGACGAACCGCCGCGUGAAUGCGCUGGACAAUGUCACGAUUCCACGUAUCGACAAGAUCAUCGAUUACAUUGUUCGCGAGUUGGACGAGCUCGAACGCGAAGAUUUCGUUCGCAUCAAGAAGGUCCAAGCGAACAAAAUUGAAUUUGCCAAGGAAGAAGCGGCCAAGCUCGACGCGUUGGUUGCGGCCGGCGCCGUCAAACCACCGGCCAAGCAUGUCUUGCCGUCCGACGAAGACAUCUUGGCGGCGUUUGAGCCGACGGCAGACGCCGAUGUAGUGUUUUAAACGUCCCACUUGAAUGGACCAACUCGUUCAAUACAUCCACAAGGAAACGGGAGCACUGUCGCGGCAUUAUAAGUUACUUGUCCU